Molecule: messenger RNA, 1308 nt
Organism: Penicillium egyptiacum
Lineage: Eukaryota; Fungi; Ascomycota; Eurotiomycetes; Eurotiales; Aspergillaceae
Source: the annotation of a GenBank genome assembly
AUGCUUACGGAAAUCGACCAUGGCCUCGACACAAAACACCUGGAGACAACAGCCACCCUGCAGCAUGACGGCUCCUUCAUCCUGAAUACUCCCCAUCCGGGUGCAGCCAAAUUCAUGCCGCCCUCUAUGCCAGUUGCCGGACUUCCGCGUGUGGCAGUGGUUAUGGCAAAGCUGAUCGUAAAAGAGGAGGAUAGGGGUAUCCGGCCAUUCCUGGUUGCCCUAUCUGAUGGGAAAGAGAUGUGCGGAGGGGUUUCAACCAAGCUGAUUCCCCCACUGGGAGGUGGUGAUUCACUAGACCAUGCUAUCACCAGUUUCGUCAAUGUUCACCUUCCCCCUUCCGCACUUCUGGGCGAUAUCAAAACGCCCACAGACCACCAACACUUCUUCUCGGUAAUCAGCCGAGUCCCUAUCGGGACUCUUUCGCUGUCUAUUGGCCUCCUACCGGCACAGAAAGCAAGUACAGUUAUAUAUGCUCAGUACAGCAUGAGGCGAAUGGUCACCGACCCGAGCGGACACAAAGUGCCGAUUAUGUCGUUUCGCACACAACAACUGCCCCUUCUUCGGUCAUUGGCCCAAAUAAAGGUGCUGGAAAAGAUGGCCCCCUGGGUUAUCGAGAGGUUCAGAAAUCCCACAGUCGACGCUAGGGUCAGACAUGGUCUCGCAAUUAUAACGAAAGCCGUGUUCCUCCAACAUGGUCAGCAGUCCUUAGCCCAGUUCGUCGAACGAUGUGGUGCGCAGGGGCUCUUUUCGCAUAACCAGCUCAUCAGCUAUCAGCUUGGGUUGCUAGGUCUGGCUACCGAGCUGCUUCUGGGCAGGUACGCGCUACCCUCUCCGACCAUGCCGACGUGUCUGCUUGCAAAACACGAGCAGGGGCUCAUUGCUGAGGCAAGGGCGCAACUUCAAGCGCUCAAGGGCGGUCACAGAAGCAAAGAAUACAAUGAUUUCAUGCUUCCGCGCUGCAGACCAAUAGUUGAGGCUAUUGGUCACCGUGUGGCAUACGAAGCUGCUUGUGCCGCUGGUGUGCCUGAGUGUAUCCUCGCUGUCUACGAGUCCGAGGUUGUGAACAUGGAUAUUGGCUGGUAUAUUGAAAACGGAGAAGUGACCCGUUUAAGUCUUUGGGAGAAAGAAAAUGCAGCUCUGAACGGGGUUCUUACAUCCGCAGAAGCUAUGAUUCAUGACAUGGCCGCCGGCAUUCGGACCACGGCGCCAAUCGUUUCACAGGAAACAUACGCCGCGUUUGUUGAGUCGUUGCCCAGCUUAACUGGCGAGGCGAGCUAUUCCCUACAUCCGGAAUGUACUAUAGAUUAA